Messenger RNA from Rhipicephalus sanguineus (brown dog tick), 956 nucleotides. Its product is annotated as inhibitor of growth protein 1. Lineage: Eukaryota; Metazoa; Arthropoda; Arachnida; Ixodida; Ixodidae. The transcript has 2 exons. The annotation marks the transcript as partial. Gene Ontology annotation, cellular component: nucleus. The record is from RefSeq and is a predicted model, not a curated record. Gene Ontology annotation, biological process: positive regulation of DNA-templated transcription.
ACCGCGCUCGAUCAUAGCGACGGCUCGGCGCCAGUGCGUGUGUGUUUUCAGAGCUGGUUCCCCGAAGCAUUCAACAUUACGUCCAAGGAAGGCAGCUCGUGGGAUGUAGCACUGAAUCAGGCCGCUGUAGAGGCCUUGUAUUCAGCUGCUUACAUCGAAGACUACCUCGACUGCGUGGAAAAUCUACCCGAUGAUGUACAGAGAAACCUCAGCCAGCUCAGGGAGCUGGACGUCAAGUACCAAGAAGUGCUGGCGGAGCUGGAGCAGCAGAAAGGCUUGCUGGGCAGGCGCGACCUGGAUGUGGGGCGCAAAAAGGUGAUGCUACAGAUCCAGCACUCGCUCAUCAAGUCCCAGGAGCUCGGUGAUGACAAGCUGCAGUUGCUGCAGCAGAUCCAGGACCUGAUCGAGAACAAGGUGCGCCAGCUCGACCAGGACUAUCGCAACCUUGACCAUGAACCCGAGACGCGAGAGGCCAAGCGGUCACGCCGCCAGCGAGGUCACGACGACGAGCAGACGCCUGCGCCGCACCCCACGUGUGGCCGGCGGCAGCCAAAGAAGAAGCGGCGGCGAGGAGCCUCGAACUCGGGUGGCCACCAGCAAGGGCAUCAACAAGCACACCAGCAGGGUCACCAACAGAGGGGCGGCGGCGGCGUGCCGUCGCCUGCCGAGCCGCCUAUCGAUCCCGACGAGCCCACAUACUGCCUCUGCGAGCAGGUCUCCUUCGGAGAAAUGAUCUGCUGUGACAAUGAGGAGUGCAGUAUUGAAUGGUUCCACUUCUCAUGUGUCAUGCUCACCACAAAGCCCAAGGGCCGGUGGUACUGCCCCCGGUGUCGGGGCGACCGCAGCAACCAGAUGAAGCCCAAGGGAAGCUAGCCACCCGCCCCCGUUCUGCUGCACAAGUGCGACAAAGUCAAUUUACUGAUGGCACUCAAUAAAUGUACCUCUGAUUUCGUCUG